Diversispora eburnea is the source of this 1327-nucleotide messenger RNA. The record is from the annotation of a GenBank genome assembly. Lineage: Eukaryota; Fungi; Glomeromycota; Glomeromycetes; Diversisporales; Diversisporaceae.
AUGUUCGAAAAUCCACUUUCCUCGCAAGAUGAAAAGCAUCAAAAGGGUACUCUUGGUAACAUCCCGGCUAAAGAAAAAGAACUACGCGUGCCUGAUAGCAUUUUGACGGGUGUGCAGAAUGUUGAAAUUGAUAAUGUGAAACCGGAAAUGUUGCAAGCGCAUUUAAUGCUUUUAACUAAAUUUAAAGCAUUGGAACAAGCAGAUGAACAGAUUGAUUAUGACAUUUGGGUAAAAAACGACGGCCAUUCUGACCCUGAAUCCGAAAGUAUUUGGGUAAAAAAUACCAAACAACCAUGGGUUCUUGAUCCGAAUGACAGUUCCGAUUUUAAGAUGUCUUGCCCUUGGUGUAAAAAUAUCAACCAAAUUCCAUGGGAAAUUUAUGUAAAAUUAAUGCGAAAUAUUGAGACAAAUGAAAAAUGUAUGACAUGCAAAGUAUCAAUUUCUGUUGAAACUUUAAGCUGCAAGCGAUUUAUUGAUGAUAUUGUUAAAUGGAAUGAGAAUAAAGCUAAAUUUAUUGGUGGCACUCUAGUUAAUCCAAAGGAUGGUUCCCAUUCGGAACUAUUCGCGGCAAAUAAUUCCAGCUUGUUAUUCUCUACAGAUGAUUCCGACAUUAAGAAACUUACUGUUUCAAAAUCUCCAAGUUGGGAACAUAUUAUUAAUGAACUUGAUAGGCGCAUGGUUAACAAUAAAAUAAUCAAUCACACUGAAAUUCAAGCCAAUGCCACUAUACAAUACCUUAAGUUCUUAUUUUUAAUGAAAGAGAAAAAAAAAAGAAUUUUAGUACCCACACUUGAUAUUGAUUUAUGUUGGCACACACAUCAGAUUCAUGCAUCACUUUACCGUAAAUUUACCAAAAAGCAUAUUGGUCGAAUUAUCAAUCAUGAUGAUACAUUAGCUGAAGGUGUAUUGUCUGAUGGAUUUUCAGCCACCGCUCGAGCUUGGUACAAAAAGUAUCACGAAGCAUAUACACAUGAUGAUCCAUCAAAGAUUUGGUUGACUACGAAAAAAAAGAUCAUGUCUGUUAUCAUACCACCUUAUGGACUUUUGGUUCAUAAUCAAUUAAAAAAGUAUAAAAAGUCAAUUACCAAUCAGCAUGAGAAGGAUAUAAAAAUUUAUAAUGUUGAUGAGAAGAAUGUGGAAAGUGAAAAAGACAAAGAAAAAAGGGACAUUUCAUUAAACCCAUUAACAAAAUACAGUUUUGGACUCUUUACGAUUCUUGGUGUUGAAAAUUUUGGAAGCUGUGGUGGUGAUGCUGGUGGAUGUGGGACUAGCUGUGGUGGCGGUUGUGGAGGUGGAGGUGGAUGCGGAGGUGGAUGUGGAGGCGGAU